UCUUGCUUGGAGGAAGGGCAAAGGUACUUGAACAUUCUGAAAGCGCAAAACCCUCUCUCCUUGGCUCUUUCUUUAUCGGUAACCGAUCAGAUUGCAAAUCUUCCCCAAAUUUCCCUGCAAAAAAAUUCCUAGGGUUUCGUCGUUUCACCUAGAAAUGAAUUUCUCUGCUGAUGCUGGUAAAGAAGGUUCGGAGAGCUUCGUUGUGGACUCGGAAAGGACUCUGUAUCCAUAUGUCACUGGUACAUCAGUCAUUGGAAUCAAAUACAAAGAUGGAAUUUUGAUGGCUGCUGAUAUGGGAGGUUCUUAUGGAUCUACUUUAAGAUACAAGAGUGUGGAGCGGAUGAAGCCUAUUGGUAAACAUUCUCUUCUGGGUGCCAGUGGCGAGAUAAGUGAUUUUCAGGAAAUCUUGCGUUAUCUUGAUGAGCUCAUCUUAUAUGAUAAUAUGUGGGAUGAUGGGAAUUCCUUGGGACCCAAAGAAGUUCAUAGCUACUUAAAUCGGGUGAUGUAUAACAGGCGUAACAAAUUUAAUCCUCUAUGGAAUUCACUUGUUCUUGGUGGAGUGAAGAAUGGACAGAAAUAUCUUGGCACGGUUAGUAUGAUUGGUGUUCACUUCGAGGACGACCAUGUAGCAACUGGCUUUGGCAACCACCUUGCACGGCCAAUCCUUCGCGAUGAAUGGCGGGAGGACUUGAGCUUUGAAGAUGCUGUUAAGCUCCUGGAGAAAUGCAUGCUUGUUCUGUUGUAUCGUGAUAGGUCAGCUAUCAACAAGCUUCAGAUAGCUAAGAUAACAGAAGAAGGCGUAACUAUUUCUCAACCCUAUGCCUUGAAGACAUUCUGGGGUUUUUCUGCAUUCCAAAACCCAACGAAGGGUGCUGAAGGAUCGUGGUAGCUUCUUGACAUUCCGAGCCAUUUGUUUGUCAAACCUACAACUCGUACAUGAUACGAGUUUACUUGGUGAAUUUCAGCUCGUGUUUCUCUUGAUUAUCAAAGUCGAACAGUUGCUUCGGUCUGUCGUUUAUGUACUUUUUAAGUUACCCACAGGUGGUUGCUUGAUGUGGCACUUCAAAUGAGUCAACAUGCUUUUUCAAAAUAUUGGAUUUGCAUGGUAAGAAAAAGGUGUUUCAUUUUCUUAGGAAAUCCUAUAAAUCUUUUAUUAUUUUC
Messenger RNA from Magnolia sinica, 1161 nucleotides. RefSeq names its product proteasome subunit beta type-4-like. Bases 155 to 889 code for a protein of 244 amino acids. The record is from RefSeq and is a predicted model, not a curated record. The transcript has 7 exons. Gene Ontology annotation, cellular component: proteasome core complex; proteasome core complex, beta-subunit complex; nucleus. NCBI's taxonomy places the organism in Eukaryota, Viridiplantae, Streptophyta, Magnoliopsida, Magnoliales, Magnoliaceae.